Silurus meridionalis is the source of this 1349-nucleotide messenger RNA. RefSeq names its product allergen Asp f 7 homolog. The record is from RefSeq and is a predicted model, not a curated record. The transcript has 5 exons. The coding region runs from base 63 to 935 and encodes 290 amino acids. NCBI's taxonomy places the organism in Eukaryota, Metazoa, Chordata, Actinopteri, Siluriformes, Siluridae.
AAAUAGACGCACACGCACUGACUGGCGCAUACACACACACACACACACACACAGCCUGCAGCAUGGCGAUCCGUGUCGAAUUAGAGAUGUUGGCGGUUCUGCUGUUACUGACCCCCAUUGUGACUGAUGGCCUGGUGAUGGACAAGUGUCAGCUGGAUGGUCAGCUCCUGUCUAUUUUACCUCCAGACAUGCCUGACCGUGAUGUCCAGGCGGCAAAGAUCGUAUGCCAUGCUGAACAGACUUCGCAAUUUGACACCUCCUUGGUCAAGCAAGUCACCGGACAAGAGCUCCCAGCAAAUCGCAAGAGAAGAGCUGUUGCCCAAAAGAAGGUCACCCCGAAACCCGUUAAAGUCAACAAUGCCACACCUAAACCCAGUGCAGUUGACAAUAAGCCACCCCCUAAACCCAGUGCAGUUGACAAUAAGCCACCCCCUAAGCCCAGUGCGGUUGACAAUAAGUCACCCCCUAAACCCAAUGCAGUCAACACUAAGCCACUCCCUCCUAAAAUCGGCCAACCCACCAUUCCACCCCCACCUCAAAACACACAGAAUCCUAAUCCUCAGAUAGCAACCGAACCUCCGCAGCCUCAAAAUCCAGUGAUUAUCAACCAGUCCAGCGAAGUGAAGCCUCAGAAUUCUGUCCCUCUUCCUUCACCACCUGAGUUUACUCUCUACGGAGUGUUCCAGUUGGCUGAUCGUGUCGCCUGCGCCUCCGACAAACCCUCCCUCAAUGUCUGCAACCUGGACUGCAAGAAGCUGAUUGAUGAUGACAUCACUGACGACGUUCAGUGUGUUUUGACCAUCUUGAACACAAAGCCAAGCCCUGAUGUUCAGGAAGAGGCUAGCCAGCUCAUUAAGACUUUGAGCGACAGGCUGAUGAACUCUUGCCCCAACAUGGACUUCACCCAGUACCUUGCUGGGUGUAACACGCAAUAGGUGUAAUGCGCUACACCUGAUCAGACACUCCGCUUUCUUCAUUAGUUGGUGCAGGGGCUAUUCUGGGUUUCUACUAUCUUCUCUGAGUGUCGCUAAAAUCCUGUUACAAGCUGAAAGACUUGUUGUUAAAUGAUUGUAAUCGGACAAUUGUCCAACUGCAAUUUGAAGUCAAAACGUUGGUGGUAGAUUCAAUACUAAAAUACGAUUCUUUUUGUUAUUAUACAAACAGCUACGAUUGUUUUAAUGCAUGUUUUGAAAAAGACUAAAAGAAAGUUUCAGGUUCCUGCUAUAACACGAGAGAUUAAUAUAUGAAUCUGUCCUGUAUGUACACAUAUUUAUUCCACAGGGAAAUGGAUGUCUUUUACUUAGGCUAAACAAAACGAAUAAACAAUGCUAAGUAAAUAUCUAAAUACA